UGCGUGUCGGGUGAGGGAGGGAGCCUGCGCGGUACGUAUGUUUCGCCGGUCGCUCGGUCGGCUCUGUUGCCGCCUGAAAGUGAAAACUGGAUUGAGUCGGGCUUGUUUUUGUUGUUGCACCGACGCGGCGAACUUUGCUGCCGGCCGCUCCACGGCAUUAGUUCCUCGUCCAAUCUGCAAUCCCAAGCAUAUUAAGCAGUUCCUGUGCAGCCUGUGAAGAAAAUCCCUUCGACCCAGUACAGUGCAGUACCGGCGCCUGCUGUGCCUGGCCAUUCUGUCAGGGACAUUUAUGAAAGCCAGUUGUUCGGAGCCAAUCCUGCGUGCGAGCACCUGAACAACUUAAGAUGGAGGUGAUGAUGGGGCACCACUCCUACUUCGAGUUCACAACCCACGUGGAGAACCUCCUCUUCAAGGGACUCACAUCCUCCUCUCUUGGAGGUGAGAGCCUCCCCGCCAGCAAUGGGCUGCUCGGCCUGUGCCUGGGCGUGGCUGCCUUCUCGGUGCUGUACGAGUCCAUCACGGCCUCCCGCCACUACCUGGUGGAGGUGCAGAAGCAGACGCCCCAGAGCACCUGGGAGCCCCGCAGCGAGCGCAGCCGCCUCGAGUGCGCUCCAGGCGAGUCCCAGGUCGACCUCCUCUACGGCACCAUGGAUGCACACCGCUGGACGAGGCUCAAGUUUCACAUGGUGCAGACACUUCUGCAUGGACUGCAAGUAACCAUGGGAUUCUUCAUCAUGCUUAUCAUAAUGCGCUACAAUGGCUGGAUUGCCAUCACAGUGCUCGUGGCCUCUGGUCUGGCACACUACUGCCUAGGCUUGCUGCUGCUGGGGAAACCCCUGGGCAUGCCAUCUUCUGUGCCCCGCUGACCAGGACUUCCAGAGAUGGAGGGAAGCAUUUCUCCCGUCCACAAAGUGCCUCAGACCACCUGUGUGCCUCUGCACGAUCAAACGAAGUUGCAACAUCGAUGACGGCAAUCUCAACUAGCCUCCUUACAGCUGGAACUACUUGGUGUUCAUUGAUCAACCUAACCGUGGUUCCGAAAGUGCUCUCAUCUGCGCUAGUGGUGUGGCUUGCUUUCCUGCCUUGCAAGGACAAAGCUCAGGCCGACAAUUUUUCGUUCCUUACAUCACCGCCCUGCCAGUGGAGAAUGGUCUCGGAUUGCGGUUGCUAUGGUGAAUCUGUCUAAAGUGUUCUUUCCCAGAGUCAACUGCUCUUGUCACGCUGAAGUGGACGGCACUCGUUUGAUCGAUGACAGUGGGCCAAUCUUUGUCGCCAACUUUUGUUCGGUGAUAAUUUUUGAUGCGCGAGAUUGGAAAGGACAUUCUAGUGACGUGAAGUGACUGGCAGCGCCAUGUUAAGUUACACAGGCUUGUACUAUUUCAGGACAGCUGCUGAAUACAUUUGUCAGGGUAGUACCAUGGCAAUUGAUCAACUUUGAUAACAAAUUUUUACGUCGGGAGGGCUAGUACGUGUGACAACAUAGUGCAGCUAUGCCAAUGAUUGAUCAGUGGACAACUGUGUGUGUGUGUGGUUUGUACAAUUCCUGUUUGGGUACAAUGCUCGAAAUGGUAUACCAAGUUUGCUGUUUUGACGAGCAAGAAAGACGUCUUUUUUGGUGUGAAUUUCUGUCCCCACUUUUUGUUGCCUUUUCAGCAUUUUUUUUUUUAAAUUCAUAUCUGUGAGGAUCAUCUAGCUGCUUGUGUUUUUAUUGAACAAGUGGAACGUUGUUUAUUGGCUACAAUGCUACAAUGUGUACCAGGUAUGCUGUUCUUCACGUGAAAGAGCGGCUGUCCGUGUACACCUUAUGUUUAAGUUCUUUCGUUUUUAAGUAUGCUGUUCUGGCAAGCGGAAAAAAGUCCUUUAUGUGUGCUAUUUUACAUGUUGCUUUUUUUCUUUGUUACACAGCUCUCCACAUUUCUAUUCAUACCUGUGACAAACAAAAGAAACCUAAUCUGGCUGCUUGAGUGUUUUAUUAAACAAGUGGAAAGAUAUUUACAAA
Molecule: messenger RNA, 1999 nt
Organism: Ixodes scapularis (black-legged tick)
Lineage: Eukaryota; Metazoa; Arthropoda; Arachnida; Ixodida; Ixodidae
Product: probable low affinity copper uptake protein 2
Exons: 4
Coding region: 345-866 (173 amino acids)
Biological process (GO): copper ion transmembrane transport
Cellular component (GO): membrane
Molecular function (GO): copper ion transmembrane transporter activity
Source: RefSeq, a predicted model, not a curated record